UGAGGAGUCUCCUACCGGGUCCGCCUAAGCGAGGGCUGGGCUAAGAUGGCGGCGCCCGUCCUGCUGCGAGUCUCGGUGCCGCGCUGGGAGCGGGUGGCCCGCUACGUCGUGUGUCUGGCCGGGAUUAUUCUUUCGCUCUACGCCUGCCAUCUGGAGCGUGAGAAGGGUCGCGACCUCCAAUACCAGGCACUCUGUGACCUCAGCGAGCGUGUCCGGUGCUCCUCUGCCAUCUCCUCCAGAUGGGGUCGAGGAUUUGGCCUACUAGGCUCCAUUUUUGGAAAAGACAGUGCAAUAAAUCAACCAAACAGCGUUUUCAGUCUUGUAUUCUAUAUACUACAAAUGUUGCUUGGUAUGACAGCAAGUGCAGUAGCAGCGCUGGUCCUCAUGAUGUCCUCCAUAGUGUCAGUAAUAGGAUCUUUGUACCUGUCUUAUAUUCUGUACUUUGUGCUGAAGGAAUUCUGCGUAGUCUGUGUUAUCACAUACUUGCUGAACUUCGUUCUCUUGAUCAUCAACUACAAACGACUAGUAUACUUGAAUGAGGCCUGGAAACGGCAGCUCCCACCCAAACAGGAUUAACUGCUUUGCAAAACUUUUGACUGACAGUUUGAAGGCCCGGCUUCUGUUUAUAUUCAUUUCCACAGUAAAAAGAUUUUUUUUAAUUAUUAUUCAUAUCACUUGCUUUCCCCAGGAAUCAUAGCUAAUUCAGUUAGAAUGACUCAAAGGAUAGGGGCCCUGGGUAACUCCUCAGUCAAUAGCUAUGGGGAGGAACUGUUUGCAAACGUCUUAAUCUGAUCAGAGACAAGCUUUAACUUUACUUUGAAGGAGUUCGCAGAGGCAUAUUCUUUACUCCUUCUUUACCCUUCCCCAAAUAUUCCAGGUAGGCUACAGAAAGUCUCCCAUCUCAGUGUGAAUUGAGGUAGGGGAAGUCUUAACUGGGAGAUUAUGAUUAUUCUAGACUUUAUAGGUACCAUAGGGAAAUGUUGCCCUGUUUACAUUAUGUGUAUUGGUAGCCAAGGGAAUUUGACCACACAGAUGGAACUAAAACAUUUACCACAACUUGGCGCAAAGUGGUAGAAAAGACUGGCUAUGUCCUGGCAAAGAAAGAUCAGCACAGCUCAACCAAGUGAUGACUUGAAGCAUAACUUUGAAGAACGGUUGAUUGUGUUAUUGAGAUGUUUUUUUAAAAAAAUGAAAUUGAAAUUAGUCUGUUUCCCUGGAGAAGAUUUGCAACAAAAGAUCUUUGCCAAGAUGCUGUUUUUCCUCAGGAUAUGUCUAAAGAAAAGGAAUUCAAAUGGCGUUUU
This is a messenger RNA of Notechis scutatus (mainland tiger snake), 1301 nucleotides long. RefSeq names its product vitamin K epoxide reductase complex subunit 1L1 (gene VKORC1L1). The record is from RefSeq and is a predicted model, not a curated record. Gene Ontology annotation, biological process: vitamin K metabolic process; peptidyl-glutamic acid carboxylation. Gene Ontology annotation, molecular function: vitamin-K-epoxide reductase (warfarin-sensitive) activity. NCBI's taxonomy places the organism in Eukaryota, Metazoa, Chordata, Lepidosauria, Squamata, Elapidae.